This is a messenger RNA of Nerophis lumbriciformis (worm pipefish), 867 nucleotides long. The record is from RefSeq and is a predicted model, not a curated record. NCBI's taxonomy places the organism in Eukaryota, Metazoa, Chordata, Actinopteri, Syngnathiformes, Syngnathidae.
AUGAUCUAUGGAGCAAUCGAAGGAGGCGGCACAAAAUACGUCUGUGCUAUUUUGAAUAGUGACGGUGAGGUGAUCGAUGAAAUUCGAUAUGAAACCACAAACCCAGAAGAAACCUUAACGAAGGCCGCAACCUAUUUUCAUCAAGAACCUAAAAAACAUGGCGAUUUAACUUCACUCGUGAUUGCCACCUUCGGCCCGGUAGAGUUGAACCCGAAGAACACCAACUACGGAACCAUCCUCACUACUCCCAAACCGAAUUGGGAAGGAACGCAACUAAUUGACUUUUUUCAAAAAAAAUUCCCCGCCGUGUCAUUGCAAAUAGAUACCGAUGUCAAUGCCGCGGCACUAGGCGAGUGGAAAGCACGCGGACUCACGCCCGAUGAGUCGUUAAUCUACGUCACAGUGGGCACCGGCAUCGGCGGCGGGGUAGUAGUCGGUGGAAAAACCCUAAAAGGUUACCCGCAUCCAGAGAUUGGGCAUCUUCCAAUACCCUCCGAAGAAAAAGGAAAUUGUGAUUACCACCAAAAUUGCGUCGAAGGCCUAGCGAGUGGCGCCGCGAUGGAAAAACGCUGGGGCAGACCCGCCUACGAAAUCCCGCCGGAACACCAAGCAUGGCAAAUUGAAGCCCGCCACCUUGCCCUCCUCGCCCAAACUCUAACCGCCACUUUUUCACCAAAGCACAUCAUUUUUGGCGGAGGCGUGAUGGAGCAAGACCAUCUGUUAGAUCUAGUGAAAAACGAAUUUUCUUCCCUCGCUGGAGGUUACUGGGAUUCACCAGAAGACUACCUACAACGGCCCAUGCUCGGCAAUCAAUCUGCCGUGCUGGGAUGCCUUGAAAUAGAGAAACGACAACACGCCAAAAACUGA